CAGGCACCCGGCACGCGCCCGCCCCGCCGCCACGAUGCCCAAGAGGAAGGUCAGCUCGGCCGAGGGGGCGGCCAAGGAGGAGCCCAAGCGGAGGUCGGCCCGGCUGUCGGCGAAGCCCGCGCCCGCGAAGGUGGAGGCGAAGCCCAAGAAGGCGGCGGGAAAGGAUAAAUCAUCAGACAAAAAAGUGCAAGCAAAAGGAAAGAGGGGCGCAAAGGGGAAGCAGGCGGAGGUGGCUAACCAAGAAACUAAAGAAGACUUGCCAGCAGAGAACGGAGAGACUAAGAACCAGGAGAGUCCAGCUUCUGAUGCCGCAGGAGAGAAAGAAGCCAAGUCUGAUUAAUGUCAUGUACCAUGUCUUACCAGUGCUCCCUGUCUCCCUUCUUGUACAAUCCAGAGGAAUAUUUUUAUCAACUAUUUUGUAAAUGCAAGUUUUUUAGUAGCUCUAGAAACAUUUCUAAGAAGGAGGGAAACCCACCUCAUCCCAUUUUUUAAGUGUAAAUGCUUUUUUUUAAGAGGUGAAAUCAUUUGCUGGUUGUUUAUUUUUUGGUACAACCAGAAAAUAGUGGGAUAUUGAAUAUGGGAGGCUUUGAUUGUCUUGGGCGUCUGCUUAGCAUUCCAUAGACGGGGAAGUUUUUAUAUCCUGUUGUAUAAAGCUACUAAAUGGCAGUUUGCAGUCACAGUCGUGCAUCUAACGUGAACAUUUUAAACUUCUAUUCCCGCGUCAUUUUUUGGUAGGAUUGUUUCCUAAAGAAAACCACUCCUUUCUCUGGGCUCUCCUGUCAGAAUUUCGUGCACUCUGUAACAUCUUUGGUCCUGGUCGUCCAGUUUCCCUAGUAACUAUGUGCUGUGAAAGAUUGGGAAAUUUGAGUAUGUAGUGUGUAUGAUGCUAAAUUGUGGAUUAGUGAGACUUACAGUGUAUCAGCUUAUCAGCAUUUGAAGAGAUUGGUACUUGAUGUCCACUUAAGGAAAAUUUGCCUCCAAAGUUUGAGAUGGAAAGUCUCCGGAAUAAAUGUUUAGAAAAGAAUCAUGAACUUUUUUUGGUACGUAAAAGACUUGUGUACAAAGUGAAAUGUCUGUGCUGAUUAUCAAAGCAACAAUAAAGUCAUAGAAUGUUUCCUUGAAGCAUGUGAAUUUUAAGUUCUGGUUUACAU
This is a messenger RNA of Talpa occidentalis (Iberian mole), 1151 nucleotides long. RefSeq names its product high mobility group nucleosome binding domain 1 (gene HMGN1). Gene Ontology annotation, biological process: chromatin organization. NCBI's taxonomy places the organism in Eukaryota, Metazoa, Chordata, Mammalia, Eulipotyphla, Talpidae. The coding region runs from base 35 to 340 and encodes 101 amino acids. The transcript has 6 exons. Gene Ontology annotation, cellular component: nucleus; chromatin. The record is from RefSeq and is a predicted model, not a curated record. Gene Ontology annotation, molecular function: nucleosomal DNA binding.